AUGGUUUUUCCUAAUAGGAAUUUAAGUAUUACAAGUAGAUAUUCAACAAUUGAUGAUGGAGAGUACGGUGAUAUGUCAUAUUCAAAAAGAUUAUUAUCAGAUGUUAAAAGAAAAUUACCUGAUUCAUCACAUCUUAGGAUAACAGAUUUUAAGGAAAAUUUUACCAAAAUUAAAGAACUUGGUAUGGGACGUUUUGGAUCAGUUGCACAGUACUUGAAUAGAAAAACAAAUACUUUUGUUGUUGGUAAACAUGUAAAAAUGGAGAUGUUUGAUCAUUGGUCUCAGGAUUGGGAAAUUCUUCAUAAUUUAUCUAGAAAACAUGAUAGGAUAGCUGAUUUUAUUGGAAUUUAUAGUGAUGAUAUGGAACUUAUUGUUUUUACAGAAUAUCUAUGUAAUGGAAGUAUAAAAGAUAAACUUGAAAAAGGAGUUGGAUUAAGUGAAAAAUUAUCACUAAAAUAUUUUUACCAAGUUUGUGAAGGUCUUCAUUGGCUUCAUGAUAGAGCUAAUCCUGUUAUACAUAGUGAUAUUAAAACAGCAAAUAUUUUAAUAACAACUUUUGAUGAUGUAAAAUUAGCUAAUUUUGGUUUAGUUAGAGAUUUAGCUAUUGAUGGAUUUGGUGUUUCUGUUGGAUCUGAAGUUUCAUUUGACUUUAGAGGAACUAUGUUAUAUGUUGCACCUGAAGUGAUAACAUCAGAAUUAGGACCUGGUAAUAAAAAUGCUUAUGGUAAACCAGCAGAUAUGUGGGCAUUAGGAUGUACAUUAAUUGAAAUGUUAGUAUGCCAUCCACCAUACUUUGAAUAUUUUGGUUGUGUGGAAGAAAUGCAAAAAGAGGUUCGAGAACGUGCUAAUGGACCAAUUGAUAAACAAUUACCAUAUGAGAGUAAAGUCCUCUGUCCAACAGCAUCACAACAUAUAAAAUUUUUAAUUGAUAAAUUAUUUGACAAAAAUCCAGAUACCAGAAUAACAGUAUCACAAUUAAUAAAAUUAAAAAGAAAGAUUGAUGAAAAUUCUGAACAAAGUAUUAUUGAUUUAUAUUCAUUAUAUGAUCAACUUAACUUAGGUUCAAGUCAGGCAACAUUAUUUUCAAGUGAUUUAAAUUCUUCCUCCAGUACCAUUGAAAUGAAAUAUUUAAGAGAUAAAGAUGAUCUUGAUGAUGAUAUAGUAGCAACAGAAAAAGAAAUGUCUUUAAAAUUACCUCAAAAAAAUAUAAUAUCUAGAACAAUAUCAUCAUCUGGGUUAUCUUCAACAAAAAAAGAACCAAAAAGAAAGACAAUAAAUGAUGUGGCAAUAUGUUGUGCAUUUUUUACCUCUAGAUUUAUACUAUUUUUUAGAUAUUAUUUUCAAUCAUUAUGUUAUACAACUAUUUUUGUAAUAUUAGGUAUCAUUAUAUUAGCAGCAUUUUUUUCAAUAACAUUUGGUGUCAUUCAGGGUGUCAGAAAAGCAAUUACAAGUGUCUGUAAUUGUGAUCUAAAUCAACCUCAAUUUUUAAUAAUUUCUGGAAUAUUUUUUAUUCUUCUUUUUGCUUUAUUAUUUUCAUGUUGUAUGGUUGCUAUUGGUGAGUACAAAUUUCGAAUGGCUAAUAGAACCUUAAGAAGAAGUAAAUAUUUUGUUAAAAGGCCUUCUCAUGAUUUAAAAUUAUUUGGUAUUACUAUUGUUAGAAAAGAAAAAGAUGAAGAUGAUAGUGAGGAUGAUGACGAUGAUGAUAAUGUCAAAGAAAUACCAAAACUGUAUAUUACAUCACCAUCUCAGCAGGUGUCGAGUAAUAAUAAAAAUAAUAUGCUGAAAGAUGUAGUGAUAACAGAAGCAAGCGUAAAUAAAAGUUUACUUAGUAAUAAUAAUGAUGUUACAAUGGAUUUUUAUUACAACUGA
This is a messenger RNA of Strongyloides ratti, 1869 nucleotides long. RefSeq names its product Protein kinase domain and Serine/threonine-/dual specificity protein kinase, catalytic domain and Protein kinase-like domain-containing protein. The transcript is spliced from 3 exons. The record is from RefSeq and is a predicted model, not a curated record. Gene Ontology annotation, biological process: protein phosphorylation. Lineage: Eukaryota; Metazoa; Nematoda; Chromadorea; Rhabditida; Strongyloididae. Gene Ontology annotation, molecular function: ATP binding; protein kinase activity. The coding region runs from base 1 to 1869 and encodes 622 amino acids.